CUGAUCCAAACGAUGUUUAAACUGUCGGGAGUCCGUAUAUGGUGUUUUAUUGACUCGAAUGGGAAAGAAUCGGCUGCGCAGUGAGCGGCGCAGCAGUUUGUACAUCGCCAUAGCUACAUGAUAACUCGAGUAACACAGUUUGUACCUAUAGCUACAUGAUCUGAGAGACUUCAGAUUUACAGACAUCAGCAGUAACUUUUCACCUGGUGUGUAAACAUGUAUCGAGAGUUUAAUGAAAGUGAUGAAAUCCCGGCUCACACUGUUUCAUCUUCAAUUCCAACAAAACACCAACGAAUGGUGAAAACGAAUCAGGAAAAGAAGGGGUUUCUGUCUCAAUCCCAGAGGUUUCCUGCAAACGCCUCUCUGAGGGACAAUCCAGGACCUGACAGCUAUGACUGUGCCUCCAAUGCUGAAACCCAGAGUCCUUCAUUCUCAAAGAAAGGCACCACAGGCUUUGUGAUGUCCAAGGCUUCCUCGCAUACCGGUUACCUACAGAGAAUACUCCCAGGACCUAAUGCAUACAACCUGCAGAGCUCCCUCAUAGACACACAUGACUUCAACACCGGAGUGUCCAGAGUGUUCAGGCUGCCAGUGGCUGUGAAGCUGGAUGGUCCCAAGCACAGGAGUCCAGCCCCAAAUCAGUACGACAUCAGAUUUCCUGAUAGAGAGAGAUUCUCCUCAGUGGGCGGUACAUCAAGCUUCCUGUCAAAAACAAGAUGCUGUGAAGCUUUUAACCGAACGGAAAAUGCACCAUCGCCAUGUCACUAUCAACUGAACACCAGUGCAAUCCAGAACUGCUCCAAGGCAGUUUCGUCCCCCUUCAGAUCCAAAACCCAGAGAAUCCCUGCUCCAGUGAUCAAGUCUGGUCCUGGCCCAGGGGAUUACAACCCUGAUCAGCCUCCUGCACCAGUGAAGAGGACUCUCCUGCCAAGGGGGCAUUAUUUGCGCUUAGCAAAUCCUCCUCUGAUCAUCCCUAAAGACCCUCCCUUUCCAGGCCCAGGCCACUAUGAGACAGAUGAUUAUAGAGGCAUGUCUAAGCAUCCAGUGCCCACGGCUGCAUUUGUAUCCAGGUUGGAAAGAACCCCCAAAUACCUAAAGCCCAAUAACAACCCAGCACCAGGCUGCUAUGAUCCUCAGAUUUUAUCAAAGAAGUCCUUCAAUUACAGUGACCCCGAAGUCUGGGUUCCAUGAUGAGGCUUAAGAGGAAUACCUGUGUGUGUGUGUGGAGAAAAAGGACGGAAAUUAAAUGUUUGCAAGCA
Molecule: messenger RNA, 1259 nt
Organism: Notolabrus celidotus (New Zealand spotty)
Lineage: Eukaryota; Metazoa; Chordata; Actinopteri; Labriformes; Labridae
Gene: stpg1
Product: sperm-tail PG-rich repeat containing 1
Exons: 7
Coding region: 217-1191 (324 amino acids)
Biological process (GO): epigenetic programing of male pronucleus
Cellular component (GO): germinal vesicle; female pronucleus; male pronucleus
Molecular function (GO): histone binding; chromatin binding
Source: RefSeq, a predicted model, not a curated record